Acanthochromis polyacanthus (spiny chromis) is the source of this 5293-nucleotide messenger RNA. It is a transcript of the gene rundc3b, whose product is annotated as RUN domain containing 3b. The coding region runs from base 207 to 1556 and encodes 449 amino acids. The record is from RefSeq and is a predicted model, not a curated record. The transcript is spliced from 11 exons. NCBI's taxonomy places the organism in Eukaryota, Metazoa, Chordata, Actinopteri, Pomacentridae.
CACUAAUAGUCCGUCUUCAUCCCCAUGUUCGAGCUCUUAUUUUGAAAAGCCACGACGCACUGACUGCGUCGGGCUCGUCUUCAGGUUUGUGUUGAUCCAUCCGAGCAGCUGCUGAUCCUCCGGGGCGACGGGCACGGUCGGUCCAGCCCUGGUGCACCGGGACCGGAGCGGAGCGGAGCGGGGCGGGGCGCAGAUCUUCACCGGGGAUGGCGUCUCUCGGCGCGGGGCUGCAUCUGAUCCGGCGGCGGGGAGCGGGCCGGAGCUCCGCGGUGGAGAGGAGGAAUCUGCUCACGGUGUGCAGGUUUUCUGUGAAGACUCUGCUGGAUCGCUCCUGUUUCGAGACGAUAGACGAUUCGUCUCCGGAGUUCGUUAACUUCGUUUCCAUCCUGGAGCACAUCCUCAGCCACCGACUCAAAGGUCAGACCACUUGGUUCGGAUACGAGAGUCCUCGCAGUUUCUGGGAUUAUAUAAAAGUCGCCUGCAGCAAAGUACCGCAUAACUGCAUUCGAAGCAUCGAGAGCAUGGAGAACGUACGAUCAUCGAGAGCCAAGGGCAGAGCUUGGAUCAGAGUGGUUCUGAUGGAGAAGAGGCUGUCCGAGUACGUCUCAUUUGCACUGAGGGACUUCAAAACCACCAGGAGGUUUUAUGAGGACGGAGCGAUCAUGCUGGGAGAGGAGGCCGGACUGUUGGCCGACACGCUGAUCGGGCUCAACACCAUCGACUUCAGCUUCUGUCUGAAAGGAGAAGGUCUGGACGGCAGCUGCCCCGCUGUGAUCGACUACACACCUUACCUCAAGUUCACUCAGAGCGCAGACAGCAUCAGCAGCGAUGAGGAGGAGAUGAGGACUCUGGGCAGCAGCGGCAGCGAGAGCAGCACCCCCGACAAAACGGCCACCGCCGCCUCCAUCUUCACCGAGCAGAGCAACCUGGUCAGCAAAUGCAAACGCUUCGAGCAGAAGUACCGCAUGGCGCUGGAGCAGAAGGGUUACCUGGAAGAGCUGGUUCGUCUCCGAGAGGCCCAGCUGUCCGAGGCCGUUUCCCACAACAAGGCUCUUCAGCAGAGCCUGGCAGACGCCCACCUGUCCCACACGGUGGAGAAAGAGCAGCUGGAGUACAUCAUUCUGGAGCUGCAGGACCAACUGACGGUGCUGAAGAACAACGACUUGAGAUCCAGACAAGAGUUAACAGCCCAUCUGACCAAUCAGUGGCCGUCUCCUGACGCCUUGGACGCCAACGCCGUUGCCUUGGAUACGCUGCUGUACAGGAAGAACACGGGACAGUGGGACCAGAAGAGCUUCCAGAGUCUCGAGCAGCUGUCUGCUGAUAUGAGUCUAUCGCAGACGUCUCUUGAACCGUCGCAUACGUUGAGUCUGGAGGCCCGACCGGUCAACACACAGUGGCCUCACCAAGGUAAAGAGGAAACUCCAUCUCUGCGAGGACUGUGUGGCUCCCUGACAUCAGUGGCCAGCUACAAGUCUCUGGCCAGCCUGAAGUCCAGUGAGUGUUUGGCCAGUCCUGCGACGGAGAUCAGCAGUCCGGGCGUCACUCCUUCGUAGAAGUAGAAAAUGGCUUCCCGCCAGACAAUCCAGGAAUUUUCUCAAUGUAGGUGAUUUUCUGUUCUUUUCUGUUCUGUGUGUAGAGCUGAGAGCUUUAAGAGACGGAAGUUUGCAAGCUGAGGAUGUGAUGUAGCAUGGUGCAGCUCCAUCAUAUGGAAUAAUGUCUCAUUAAUGUACCAUGAAAAUGACCCACGACACUUUAGAGGAUGUCUACAUGUAACUUCAUCAAAAUGUGUUUAAGUUAUGUUGUCCAGUGUUUUUAAUCUUUGGAGCAAAUUAAUUGAACUAAUAGGACAUUGAUGUAUGAACUAUAAUGCCCCUUCGCAGCAUUGAAUCAUGAGAUGGUUUUAUGUUGAAAAUCAGAUAUCAGAGUUGUGAGAAAACACAAAAUGCUGCAAACCCGAGUGUCACUAUGGGUUAUUUUCUGCAGUUAAAAGGAUCUUUUAGUCUCUUCUAUUCUGCCGCCACCAGUUUCUUCUAAUUUCUUUGACGUAUGAUGGCGAAUGCACGCCUCUUUUGUCACAUUAUGUCUUUAAAGUUUGGGAUAGCACAGUCUUUAGUUCUCAGGUGUAAAUGUUUUUCUUUCUCUGUGUUUUUUUUUGUCACUGUUGUGCAUCAUGCAGUAUCACAUGGUUUUGUUCUCAGGUAAUUAUUUAGUUCUGGAUUUGCUUUAAAGCUGAGACUGAUAUGAUAUUCCCUUUAAUUAUUAAGAUGCAGUAUUUCACUAUAAUUGCUGGUUAACACGAAUAGAUCAUUCCUUAAACUGUGUCAUGAAUUGUGUUUAGCAUUCAGUGAUGAAUAAUGUGCAGCAGAUAUUCUGACAAUGAGAAACAAGUGUUAUUAGCAGAAGCUCAGUAUGUCAUGUAUUAUUGGUGACUAGCUGUGUACCUCAACACUGAACUCAGACGGUACACAACAGAAGUGAGUACACCUCUAUGCGGUAUCAGGUAAAUGGCACAUUAUUCUGCACUGCAUCAUGUGACAGUAACUGCAGUACUUCUGAGUUGAACAGUUGGUUGUUUGCUCUGGUGUCAGUUAAGAAACUAAUAUUUAAGUUGGCUAUAUUGGGGGAAAAAAACAGACCCCACAGUAGAAACUCAACGCAAUAGAAGUCGGUGAAUACAGAGAUUCAAAUCUGAAAGGAUUGUACUCUUUAAAAUACCUCAAAGGUGUUCUUUUACAUUCAAGUAAGGCCACAUAUACUUGUCCAGGUCAUAGUCUCUAAUUUGUUCUUCAGAAACUCUUGGGUGAUUUUGUUCUUGGAUGGUUUUCGUGCUGGAAUAUUCUUCUUAAAGCUUCUUGUCAGCCAGUAUUUUGGUUUAUCCACACACAUUCAUCUAUAAAUGUCAUCUCCCCAACACCUUUAGCUCUCAUGCAGCUCCAUGUCAUCAUACUUCCACCUCCAUGCUUCACUGUCAGGACCAUGCAUCCACUGUGGUAGUCCUGGUCAGGUUCACACCAAACAUGCUGGACUCCAUCUGAGCCCAACAAAUUUAUCUUCAUCUGACAAAGAAUGUUCUUCCAACAUUCAUCAGGCUUCUUUUCAUGUUCUUUAGCAAAGCUUCAUCCUGCUGUUUUAUGCCAGUGGACAAGUAAGGUUUCUUUUCUUGGUCUCCAUCAAUAGAGGUUGAUGUUCUGAACCACUGAUUCCAUUGCUAACUCCUGUACCAAGUCUGAAGCAGUUUUUUUCACAGCUGAAUUGUGAACGUAGUUCACGGUCUGUGGAGUCAUUUUAGGAGGACGACCCCUGCAGCCAUGAUUAGUGGGACUAUGACUUCUUCUAUACCUCCUGAUUACUGACGACACUGUUUCACUGAGUAUUUGCUGAUCUUCUGGGAUCAUUUUCCAUCUUUGUGAAGUUAGUCAGAUUUUUCAGUUCCUCUGUUCAGUUCUUCUCCACGUGGAGCCAUGAUGCAGACAUAGACACAGUCCAUAGGUCCAAAACUAAGAAAGUGUAUUUGGCUGAUUGGAAAUCACAGGUGGACUCAGUUUAGUUUCAGUGAUCAUGGGUUGAUUCGCUUUUGAUGCAUUGAGUUUCUACUCUGAGGGCUGAAUUUUUAAUAUAGUCUUUCUUAGGUGUUUGUUUUUGAUAGUUCAUAAGAGGAAAUCCUUAGAAACCAUGCAAUUAAUAAGAGGCAAAGGGUCAUUCCAGGUGAAAUGACCAGAUAUUCCUUGGGGGUGUUGCUGCACCAUUUUCAAAUUAGUCCUAAAUUUGCAUGCCAUUAGAUAGUCACAAAAGUACUUUCUAUGCAAAAUUGUAGGUCUGUAGCUCAAAUAGUUUGAGUUGUGGGGGUCUGAAAUUUUCAGAAUUUGGGCUAUGAAAAGCCUCACCAGCGUUUUUUGUAUCUUUAAGUGGUAAAUUCUCAGCCUCUAGACAUACCAGAGAGCUGUGAGUUGGUAAACAAGGCCUCUGCAUGUAGCUAGUGCCCCACAAACAUCCCCAGGUGUUUCCCUUCACUCUGCAGGCCGUGGGGGCAUCCUAAAAAUGCUAAAAAUUAAGAGAUACCUACUCACGAGUGGAGUUUGGGACCUUAAAAGUACAAGAAAUACUGCACAGAAGUGUUCUAACACCUCUGGGUUCCAUUCUACACAAACUUGUGUGAUAACUUAGCAAACUGGAGCUUUCUAGGUACCUCAGUUUGGACAAUAUAAGCUCCCAAAGUUGGACGAGAUUUUUAAUUGGCUAUUUUUGGUGGCAAAAAUCUCAGUGUGGGACAGGUACCAGAGACCCCAAAUUUUUCUACAAGACAGUUCUAUCUGUCUUCUAUCACUGUACAAAAAGCAGCAGGGUUAUAUUUGUAGUUACUGAGAUAUUCUUACUCAAAAUGGCAUGGGUAAUGUCAAAAUGUUUUUUUUGCUUUUCAGUACUUUAUAUUGGGAUACAAGUAUUAGUAGUCAUUCCAAUGGUAGUGUUAUGCAUGUUUUGUUCUUUUUGAAAUGUUAGUUGUUAAAGUUGACUACCUUCAAAAAGUGUAAUGGGAUAACUUAGGUAUACCUAAGUUAUAACUUAGGUAUAGGUUCUUUUGCUUGUAACAUGACAUUGUACAAUUAGAUUCAACAUGUUUAAUCCCACUGCACUGAUACUGUAAAAUUCAACAUUAUUGUUGUUAUUUUUAAUCAACCAUAAACUACUACAGAGCUCCCUGAAUUCAAGUUAGUACAUGUAAUUUGUAUGUUUUAAUUACAUGUAUGCAUUGCAAAUGGGUGUCAACAUGUCAUGAUAUCUCCAGGUAUGGCUUUAAACUAGACCUAAGUACUUUAAUAAUGUUGAAUUUUACAGUAUCAGUGCAGUGGGAUUAAACAUGUUGAAUCUAAUUGUACAAUGUCAUGUUUUUUUUUGUCAUGUUACAAGCAAAAGAACCUAUACCUAAGUUAUAACUUAGGUAUACCUAAGUUUCAGACCCCCACAACUCAAACUAUUUGAGCUACAGGCCUACAGUUUUGCAGAGAAAGUACUUUUGUAACUAUCUAGUGACAUGCAAAUUUAGGACUAAUUUGAAAAUGGUGUGGCAACCACCAUCUAGUGAAACCACACGGAAUGAUCCAAUACACUUAAUUUGACUUUUCAGUGACGUUUCACAGGGGUGUACUUACUUCUGCUGUCUACUACGGCUUUUCUAUUUGCCUUCAGCUUUUUCCAGCAGUCAUUUGCACAGACAUACAGCAGCCGUUUUAUUGUUACUUUAUUUGCCUUUUUAUCUUUCAUUCUGAAUAAACUUCACUUUGCUGAAACAGAA